GCCCAUCUUGAGGAGAGGAUCACUUCCGGUUGGGCCUAGCAGCUCUGUGGACAAGGCCGCCCUGCUUUUCAAGGUUCAACAAAACAGUAAAAUGCCUAAAAAAAAGACUGGUGCCCGGAAGAAGGCUGAAAACCGACGAGAACGUGAAAAACAGCUUAGAGCUUCUAGAGGCAACAUAGACUUAGCUAAACAUCCAUGUAAUGCUUCAAUGGAAUGUGAUAAAUGCCAAAGACGACAGAAGAAUAGAGCCUUUUGCUAUUUCUGCAGCUCCGUACAGAAGUUACCAAUUUGUGCCCAGUGUGGCAAAACAAAGUGUAUGAUGAAGUCUUCAGAUUGUGUCAUAAAGCAUGCUGGUGUUUAUAGCACUGGCCUUUCAAUGGUGGGUGCAAUCUGCGAUUUCUGUGAAGCUUGGGUUUGCCAUGGUAGGAAAUGUCUUAGUACACAUGCCUGUAUCUGCCCUCUUGCAGAUGCAGAGUGUGUUGAAUGUGAAAGAGGUGUUUGGGAUCAUGGAGGCAGAAUCUUCAGCUGCUCGUUUUGCCAUAACUUCCUCUGUGAAGAUGACCAGUUUGAACAUCAAGCCAGCUGCCAGGUUUUAGAGGCUGAAACAUUUAAAUGUGUUUCCUGCAAUAGACUUGGACAGCAUUCUUGCCUGCGUUGUAAGGCUUGUUUCUGUGACGAUCAUACAAGAAGCAAGGUGUUCAAGCAAGAAAAAGGAAAAGAACCUCCUUGCCCAAAAUGUGGUCAUGAAACUCAAGAGACAAAGGAUCUGAGCAUGUCAACCCGCUCUCUGAAGUUUGGCCGGCAAACCGGUGGUGAAGAGGCAGAUGGAGCUUCUGGCUAUGACGCUUACUGGAAGAACCUCGCAUCGGGGAAAUACGGGGACGCAAGCUACCAAGAUGAGGAAGAUGACGACUGUGAAGCUGAGGAGGAUGAGGAGGAAGAGGAUGAAGGGAAGGAUUCAGACCCAGAGACUACAGAUCUGUUUACCAAUUUGAAUUUAGGAAGGACCUAUGCCAGUGGCUAUGCUCAUUACGAGGAGCCCACGGACUAGCACUGCUUUUUGCCCAGGAGGCGGUACAACAUCUGGAAGAAGCAAGGCUGUGCGCAUCUAAAUUGUGUUGGUAGCCAGUCAGACGUCGCAACCUUGAACAGAGUCAGUGCUUAUUGGGGGAUUAAAGGGUGUGGAGCUGAUAUAGGAACACAAAUAAUCGUGCUUGCGUUGUAUCCAAAGGGAGAAUUUAAAGAGGAAAAUGGUUUUUCAUUUUAUUAAUCCAAAUAAUUGAAGUGAAUUGAUUCUAGUGGCCUAGGACCUUCUCGAGCCGGGAUUGUGGAGUGUGGGAAAGAGCAGAUGUUGGUAGUUGGUGGCAAUGAAGUUGCAAUUUUUACUAAGUGGCGUUGUCUGUAAUCUCAUGUUGUCUGAUUUCUUAAACGAUAUAGGCCAAAGAAGGUGACUUAUUUUUUUGGCCUGAUGUAAACAUCAUAAUAAAAAAGCUUUCAUAUA
This is a messenger RNA of Tachyglossus aculeatus (Australian echidna), 1501 nucleotides long. RefSeq names its product zinc finger protein 330 (gene NOAZFP). Gene Ontology annotation, molecular function: zinc ion binding. Gene Ontology annotation, cellular component: nucleus. The record is from RefSeq and is a predicted model, not a curated record. The transcript is spliced from 10 exons. Lineage: Eukaryota; Metazoa; Chordata; Mammalia; Monotremata; Tachyglossidae. The coding region runs from base 92 to 1051 and encodes 319 amino acids.